Molecule: messenger RNA, 3001 nt
Organism: Chelonoidis abingdonii (Abingdon island giant tortoise)
Lineage: Eukaryota; Metazoa; Chordata; Testudines; Testudinidae
Source: RefSeq, a predicted model, not a curated record
AGUUACAGCACCUUUGCCCCGGGGCGGUCUUGGGCUGCUGGGCGCUUGUUGGCUGGUGUUAAAUGCCGACUGUUUCCGAGCGAGCGGGAUAACAGCCAUGGCUCUCCACGGCGCUGCGGAGGAAGACUGUGUCAGCGGGGCUCAGCUCAUCGCCGAGGCCCUUAAGACACAAAACAUUGAAUAUAUGUUUGGUAUUGUUGGUAUUCCAGUGACUGAAAUUGCAAUUGCAGCCCAAGCAAUUGGAAUAAAAUAUAUAGGAAUGAGAAAUGAACAAGCUGCUUGCUAUGCUGCCUCUGCUGUUGGGUACCUGACAGGAAAGCCUUUGAUUGUUGUUGGCGGUUCCUCUGACAGGAAUCAGGAAAUCAUGGGAGCUUUCCAAGAAUUCCCACAGGUACACAGAUAUAUAACUUUCUGCAUAAAGGCUUCAGUGAUUAAAGUAGUGCUUUUCUCGCAAUAAAUCUAGGCAGUGAGGUGCAGUAUCUAUGGUCGCCCAGGUGCCUGUUAUGUUGACAUGCCAGGAGACUUUGUAAAUCUGCAGGUGAACAAGAGCUCUGUCAAAUAUGUUAAGUGCUGUUUGCCCCCGCCUCUCUGCACAGCUGAGCACUCUGCUGUAUCUGAAGCAGCAUCUAUCCUUACACAUUCCAGACAGCCUCUCCUAAUCAUUGGCAAAGGAGCUGCUUAUUCACGUGCUGAAAACAGCAUCAAAAAGUUGGUAGACACAUGUGGGCUACCAUUUCUGCCUACCCCAAUGGGGAAAGGAGUUGUUCCUGACAACCAUCCAAACUGUGUAGCUGCAGCCAGAUCCAGGGCAUUGCAACAUGCUGAUGUAAUAAUAUUGUUUGGUGCCAGGUUGAACUGGAUUUUGCACUUUGGACUUCCACCAAGAUUUCGACCAGAUGUAAUGAUUAUCCAGGUUGAUAUUUGUGCAGAAGAGCUGGGGAAUAACGUGAGACCUGCAGCAAAUUUAUUAGGUGACAUAAAUGCCGUAACUGAACAGCUUUUAGAACAACUUGUUCUAAUGGAAUGGAAACAUCCUUCUUACUCAGAGUGGUGGAAGGGAUUAAGAGAGAAAAUGAAGAGCAAUGAAGAAAGAUCCAAGGCAUUGGCAUUACAAAAGUCCCUGCCUAUGAAUUAUUAUACAGUAUUCCAUCAUGUCAGAGAACUGUUACCCAGGGACUGCAUUGUGGUUAGCGAGGGAGCUAAUACUAUGGACAUUGGACGCACUAUGCUUCCAAACUAUCUUCCUCGCCACAGACUCGAUGCUGGUACAUUUGGAACAAUGGGACUUGGGCUAGGUUUUGCUAUAGCAGCUGCAAUGGUGGCUAAAGAUCAGACACCCGAGCAGCGAGUGAUCUGUGUAGAAGGAGACAGUGCUUUUGGAUUUUCUGGCAUGGAAGUGGAAACUAUUUGCAGGUAUAACUUGCCAGUUGUAAUUAUCAUAGUAAACAACAAUGGGAUAUACAGUGGUUUGGAUGCAGAUUCCUGGAAGGAGAUGUUAAAAUCUGGAGAACCAACUGUGUGUGCACCCCCAGUUUGUCUCCUGCCAAAUUCUCACUAUGAGCAGAUUAUGUCAGCAUUUGGGGGUAAAGGAUACUUUGUAAAAACACCAGAGGAACUGCAAAAUGCCCUGAAAGCAAGCCUGGCAGAGAAGCAAGUGCCUUCCCUUAUCAAUGUAAUGAUCGACCCACAAGCUGACAGAAAGCAGCAGGAUUUUCACUGGCUGACUCGUUCUAAUAUGUAACAAAAGAUGCAGUGUGUGAUGAUCCUAGCCAAUACAUCUGCUUCAGCCAAACCAAUCAUUUUCCAGGAGUGAAACGGCUAAAGCUAUAUUUUAUCAUUAUUUACAUAAGAUUGUAAAAUCCUAGUUUUUGUUUCACUUUUUUUAAAAAAAAAUCAUCUAUACACUACUGUAAUAGCGGUAAUCAACACAAGAGACCCCUAAAUGUACAUCAGAGUAUCCACCCAAAGGAAAUCUUCCUUUUAUGGCUAUGAACCAGAUCAUAUAGAAACACUUGAAUGAUACAAUCAUUCUUUUUCUUUUUUACUACAAAUGUAACAGAUCAGACUUGUCAAUUAAAUCCUUAGUCCUUGGGGACGGGGGGCUGGGAGGGGAAAGGGAAUUUAAGUUGUUUACAAAUGGAAAAAGAUCUUUGCAAUCAUAGUCUGUCCUUUGUUUGGGUUUUGGUUUUUUCCCCUCUUGAUCAACAUGCUGCUUACUAGAGAGCUUUUUUUAUAGACCCCAAGUCUCUUACUCAGGAUUGAAUCCUCAGUGAGAGGUGCUGAAUAUCUUCACUUCCUAUUCCCACAGUCCAUUGGGGUUGGCAGAUCUCAGCACCUUUUAGAGUUGGUGCUCAGCCUCUACUCCAGCAAAAUAUCCACUAAUUUCAAUGGGAGUCUUGUCAGAAAAGGACUAAGCCCUUAAUUUCUUGCACUGUAUUUUUCUGUACAGAGAUGCAGCCUGUGACUUGACAGCUUUGUAUCCUGGAAUCACUUUAGAAACUUCUAAAGUGUAUUUAAAAAAUGCCAGAUUUCACUGCAAUACUGAAUUUGUUUGUUUAGAUUAAUUUCUGCAACCUGCUAACUCGAACCCACUUUACUUGCAGAAAAAGAAAAUCUUAAAUUACGGCCUUGUCCACCUGUUCCCACACACACCUAUCACGAUGAAAUCAGUAGCUCAUAAGAAUUCAGAAAUAAACAUUCCAUGAUCAAGAGAUUGCAAACUGUUAACGUUAGGGCCAGUUGAAGGGACCCCUGUGCUUGGGGCUGGCUAUGGGGAUCACCUAAGUUAAAACUGGGCCAGUGCCAGCUAGCUGAGAGGAUGUGCAGGCUAUGGCUGGGUUUAGAGUUGGGCCUAGCUGAGGGGGGGCCUCUGGGCUAGAGAUGGGGCCGGUGCCAGGUGGCUGAGGGUUGUCCCCUGAUUAGGGUUGGGCUUAUGUUUGUGGCUAGCUGAGAGUGCCCAGAACUAAUGUCAGGGUAGGAGCUGGCUGACUGGGGCCUGAAA